CUUAUACGAGCCCUUUCGAAUCAAUCCGCCCACUGCUGCAUAUUUUCAGCUACUAAUGAAUGCUGAUUCUGGUGUUGACCUAGCUCUCUAUAACCAUUUCAGCCGCAAUCAUCGAUCCUAUGCAUCACCUUUUGAGACGAACCCCCUCAAACUCCAGGUUCUAGUUACGCUGCAUUUGGAUGCCCUGUACCAACGUGAUAAUUAAUUGGCUGCUCUUCACUGCUAGCUGCAUGAUCCCGAUGCUUGUCAGCUAAUAUGCAGGCUGUGCUUCGCUGUCCCAAUAAAUGACGUUACCCGCAGAAAGCUGAAGAACUGACCUACCCAAACCCCCUUGUAAUCAUGUAUUACUGGAUUAUUAUGGUCGCCGUCUUGUCGUUCAUGUAACCGAGGCUCGGUCGCCUAAGGUCGUAUUACACCAAAGAUUUUUUCGCCUCUAUCCCAGAACAGAACGAGCAGAGCCUCCAAGGAGUAGGUGAGCAAAUCCCGUGGAAUCGGGUUUCGGUCACAAUUUUCGCCCCCAAACGCCUUUGUGAUUUAUAAGUGUCUUAUUGCCCCUAGCUCCUUGCUAUCCCCCGUCGCCUACAUCCAUGCGUUCGCUAAACUCCUUUACUGAUAUUCAAUAUGGAAAAUCACAGUGCGGAUAAUCGUUCCUUGAACGCGACGUGUCUAAGUGCGGAGCCUCAUGGCUGCGAUAUCAAAGAUCACUUAGUUCACUAUCUUGGGUGCAUUAAAAUACAAGACCAGGAAAGAUUUUUUGAAGAUGACCAUGACAUUUGGGAGGAGGAAAUCGAACACCAAAUCAAAAAUCUCGGCAAUACCCCUGAAAAGGCUAGGGAGCUAACGGGGCGAAAGCGGAAAUCUUGGAAAGAGGAUUGCGAGAGCGAGUUAAGGCGUAUUGAAUUCCUUCGCAAUACUCUUUUUCAAGAUGAAGAAGACAAGCAUUUAGUAGACAACCUGAACCGGAGCCUUGGGGUCUGGCGGAAGCAUAAAGGCCAAAGGCCUCGGAGGCGGGUCAGUGUCGCGGCUGCAGAUUAUAUACCGGAAAAAGAUAUUCGAGUACCCCUUAUUCAAUUUGAAAACGGCGAGGGGGUAGACUUGAAGGAGAAACGCAACUGGGUAUGGAGCAAGUUUCCAAAUCAGAAAACAUCCCUGAGCGACUUGCUCGACCAGGAGGACAAUCUCCUCCUUGAACAACAUACAUCCGAUGGCCGUUUGGGAUAUUACCAUAUCCCUUCAAAUAAUAUGAUCUGGGCCGAGCGCGUUAUUGGUCGAUACUUUGGCGAAGGGAGACCGGACUAUCGAGGAAUUCAACGUGAAUUGAAGCGGCAGAAUAAGACUCAAACUUAUAUGAUACUCCGAGAACGAUACUGGUAUAGUCAGUUGGACGGAAGCCAGGAACAUAGCCCACCACAUGCAAGGCACAUGAGACCACUAUGCGAAACCGUAUCAUCAGAUCCGAAAGACGCGGACUAUUUCCCGAAGAAUAUGGUAACAUUCAUGCCAUAUCUCCAUUGGGAUACCUCAAGGAAAAGAGAACAAUUUGCGACUGAAAUCCACAAUUGCCAUAAAGCGGGAAAAGACAGGAUAUCCACGAUGAAGGGUCUCCUCAAGGAAAUGAAUUUAGCUCGAGAGAAACCUCCAAUGGACGAUAGGGGUCGCGUGAUUGUCGUUCAUCCCCUAGCCCAGUUGCUCCUCGAUGCCGCAAGGCUCUUUGAAGGAAUGUCAAACUACAGGGAUAAGAGGCUGGUUCGCGACUAUCUUGGCAAGGACCCUCCAUUGCAUCCACGUCGGACUCUAGACCAGGCUUACCACUGGACGCUCAACUCGACUAGGAAGCGCGAUAGAGACCAAGUCGUAUAUCGCGGAACCACGACUAAGCCCGAAGACUUUCAUAAGUACCAUCUUCAAAAUGGAUGGGAAGAUCACAAGGAAUUUAAGCCUGGAGAACGAUGCCAAGAGUGUGAUAGAAACAUCAAGAAGCUAUCGCGCGUGGUUAUGGUCGAUCAACUCUGGAUGUGGAUUCUUGACGGGAAAACCAUCAUUACCUGCUUCCCAAAGCGAUAUGGGGCUAACAAACAGGACACAUCGGCUAUUCACAAGUCAAUCAGAGUUCGUCUUCAGAAUAGUGGCCCCGACCAGAUACGCACCGUCUUCGAUCUAGCUCUAAUUAUCAUUAACGAAUGUUCCAAUACAUUCUUCGACCGGACGAAGGCGGUAGAUCGCCAGCCGCAGGUAAUUGAUGCGUUUUCGAAGGCUAUUGGCAAUAUCAUGCACAAACAAACUGCCGCAUUCGAGAGACUAUGGCGUUGGACCGACGACGCUAGCAAGGUAUACCGUUCCACGGCAAACGGCGAUACCUCCGAACUUCAUGUGCCCCUCCUCGACAUCUACCCAGAAGGUAGGAUCGAGCGAGAGAUCAAGGAUAUCAUAGAGGAGCUAGAUAUCAUGUUGCACAUCACAAAGACCCAAAAGAAGAUACUCACAAAAUUCAUCGCUAAUGCCGAGAAUAUCCUGGAUCCAUUUGGAAAGUUCGGCGAUAGCAAGAAGCGAGAGAUGACAGGUCGGCACUUGUGGAACAAAGCCAAGGAUAAGCCAAAAGAUCUCGAAGUCCUAUAUAAUAAUGAAGUCGAGAACCCUAUUCUGAAUAAUAGGCGGGAUGAUUAUGACUGGUUCAAGCAUAAUGCUGAUGAGCGGUUGGACGAGGUUGUGGGUCGGAUUGAAGAACUUGAGGAGUUGCGCGCUAGCGCUAUUGAUACUGCUCAAAGCGUUAAGGACUUACUCGAAUUGAAACAGCAGCAGGCUAGUGUCGUCCAGGCAUGGCAGGCUGUGAAGCAGUCGGAAGAGACCAUACGGCAAGGCCGGUCAAUUAUGAUGUUCACACUCGUGACGAUAGUUUUCCUUCCACUCUCGUUCAUGUCGAGUGUCUUCGGAAUGAACAACAUUGAAAUCACUAGCGACACCUGGUCUAUUAACACGGAGUUCGUGUACAUGUUCUCGAUAUCUGCUGGUGUGAUUAUCUUUAGUUUGGUCAUUGCCUUUGGUAGUUGGAUUCGUGCCGGCCUAUUCUACCUCUCGAAGUGGAUGAUGACGGAAUUCUUGGUACGAUUUGGCCUUUAUAAUAUGUGGCUCGAUAGUGGCCUAUCAAGCAAGGUGCUCUAUCGCAACAUAAUCGACUGGUCCGACCGACGAAAGCGGAACUCCAGAAAUGCACACCUCGAGCACAAGCGCGAAAAGGCGCAGUGUAAAAAUGGUUCGGAUACAUCCGAAAAAGUGCAUAAUAAUAGUAGUGGCGACUCGGACAAUUCGUCGGGAUUCAUGCCGACCAACGGGAGUCUACCCGUUAGGGAGCCGAGGGCUGCAAGCAGCAAUGGAGAUACUAACGGCCAUUCCCAAGCUGCCAAAAUGCAAGAAGUUUGGCAAUCUUGGAUGCAUCGGAUGAAAUCUAGGCGUCGCCCGGGUAUUGCGAUAAAUGGAGACAGCGUAUAAACUGGAAAUCAAUGAUUGCAUUGCAAGGAAAGGAGGCGAGCUGUAAUGGUAUCA
Molecule: messenger RNA, 3540 nt
Organism: Hypoxylon trugodes
Lineage: Eukaryota; Fungi; Ascomycota; Sordariomycetes; Xylariales; Hypoxylaceae
Exons: 10
Coding region: 622-3486 (954 amino acids)
Biological process (GO): transmembrane transport; metal ion transport
Cellular component (GO): membrane
Molecular function (GO): metal ion transmembrane transporter activity
Source: RefSeq, a predicted model, not a curated record